AUGCCUACUGUGGAGAAACCGUCAACGUCUUUUGGCUAUCACUCUGAUCCAAAUCUCUCUCGAAUCAAGCCUGUACCGCCGAUGGAGGUAAGUUAAAU
This is a messenger RNA of Strongylus vulgaris, 98 nucleotides long. NCBI's taxonomy places the organism in Eukaryota, Metazoa, Nematoda, Chromadorea, Rhabditida, Strongylidae. The record is from the annotation of a GenBank genome assembly.